AUGUCCCUCAACGCAACAUCCUAUCCUAUCGACAUCGACGAGAUGCAUGUACCGAGUGCGGAAACUAUAGCCAAGCGGCGUGCCGCCCGUCGCGAAAUGGCCAGAAUAGCCGAAAUUAGGCGUCGUCUCGAAUCCGCCAAGAUUGUUUCUUACGCCGAUGCCAGUCCUGAGGAGGAUUUCAGCAUGGACAUGCUCUUCCAGUUCGAUUACACGGCCUCGUCUGAGGGUUCUGUGAGAGGUAGGACCAAAGUUCCUUUCGCGAAAAAGAUUAAGGGGAAAUACAAGAAGAACAAGAGCAAUAAGAAGGCUGGGAAACUUACCCGUGUUGAAGAUGAAGAGAGGGAUGGAUUUGUUAUUGUCAACAGUUUUGAUUACAUUGGGACUGAGAACCACGGUCAGCCUUCUGGAAAGAGCAUUGAGACGAGAACCUAUGCCCUUGGCCUCAUGAGACUCCGCACCUUAAGACUAACCAAGCUCUCCAACCAGAGUACUCAAUUUUCAGCCAGAAAGCACAUCCGACUACCUUCAGACCGUGACAAUAGGAGGCCAUGGGAUGCAUUCAGGGUGAUACGAGGGGUGCUCGGGUUCGGCUGGGACUAG
Messenger RNA from Aspergillus versicolor CBS 583.65, 600 nucleotides. RefSeq lists its product as uncharacterized. The coding region runs from base 1 to 600 and encodes 199 amino acids. The transcript is spliced from 2 exons. The record is from RefSeq and is a predicted model, not a curated record. NCBI's taxonomy places the organism in Eukaryota, Fungi, Ascomycota, Eurotiomycetes, Eurotiales, Aspergillaceae.